Messenger RNA from Nannospalax galili (Upper Galilee mountains blind mole rat), 3707 nucleotides. It is a transcript of the gene Rassf5, whose product is annotated as Ras association domain family member 5. The record is from RefSeq and is a predicted model, not a curated record. The transcript is spliced from 6 exons. Gene Ontology annotation, cellular component: nucleus. Bases 433 to 1662 code for a protein of 409 amino acids. Lineage: Eukaryota; Metazoa; Chordata; Mammalia; Rodentia; Spalacidae. Gene Ontology annotation, biological process: signal transduction.
UACCACAGGGGUGCUGAGGAAAAGUGUCCCAGUCCUGCCCGCCGCGGGGUUCGGUUCGGACGGUGGGCCGUGCCUAGGCCCCAUCUGUUAACCAAAGCCCUUCCUCCCACGCUCUCCCUGCCAUCGGCGUGUUGGGGCGUGGGAGACGUGGGGCAGGGAACCAGGCACGGCUGAAGGCUGAGGGCCCCCAAAGCCGGCGCCUCGGAGCCUUUCUGAUGCGCCAUCCUUUACGACCCCGAGGGUUGAGCGGCUCCGCGAAGACGCCCCUAAAUCGCGCUCUGGGGCCCGCCCACCAGCGUGCGCGCCGGGUCCGAGGGAGCCCCGCGGCUCGCCCUGCGCCGCCCCGCCCCGCGGGCUGCGGUCCCUUUAAAGGCGCGCGCGGCCAGGCCGCCCCUUCUCCGGCUCGGGAGCCGCCGCCUGCCUGGCUUGGCCAUGGCGUCCCCGGCCAUCGGGCAGCGUCCGUACCCGCUGCUCCUGGACCCUGAGCCUCCGCGGUAUCUGCAGAGCCUGAGCGCCGAGUCCGGCCGCCCGCGUCGCUGCGUCCCCGCUGCCCUGGUCCCUGUGCCGGGGGUGAGUGAGGGGCGCGGCGGCCGGAGGGCAGCGCGCGGGGACCCGGAGCCCCAGCCGCGGGCCUGCCGACCCGCCCGCCCUCUCCGGCCUGGGCUGCAGCAGAGACUGCGGCGGCGGCCUGGGGCGCCCCGGCCCCGCGACGUGCGGAGCAUCUUCGAGCAGCCGCGGGAUCCCCGCGUCCUAGCGGAGCGAGGCGAGGGGCACCGUUUCUCGGAACUGGCGCUUCGAGGCGGCCCCGGCUGGUGCGACCUGUGCGGACGAGAGGUGCUGCGGCAGGCGCUGCGCUGCGCCAAUUGUAAAUUCACCUGCCACCCAGAGUGCCGCAGCCUGAUCCAGCUGGACUGCAGACAGCACGAGAGCCCCUCUCUGGAUAGACCCUCUCCAGAAAGCACCCUCACCCCGACCUUCAGUCAGAGCAUCUGUAGGGCAGUGGAGGAGACACAGCGCCCACCCACACUACAGGAGAUCAAGCAGAAGAUUGACAGCUACAACAGCCGGGAGAAGCACUGCCUGGGCAUGAAGCUGAGUGAAGAUGGCACCUACACGGGUUUCAUCAAAGUACACUUGAAACUUCGAAGGCCAGUGACGGUGCCUGCUGGGAUCAGGCCCCAGUCAAUCUAUGAUGCCAUCAAGGAAGUUAACCUGGCAGCCACCACAGACAAGCGGACAUCCUUCUACCUGCCACUUGAUGCCAUCAAGCAGCUACACAUCAGCAGCACCACUACAGUCAGCGAGGUCAUCCAGGGUCUGCUUAAGAAGUUCAUGGUCGUGGACAACCCCCAGAAGUUUGCACUUUUUAAGCAGAUUCACAAAGAUGGACAAGUACUCUUCCAGAAACUCUCCAUUGCGGACUGCCCUCUCUACCUACGUUUGCUUGCUGGGCCCGACACAGAUGUCCUCAGCUUUGUGCUAAAGGAGAAUGAAACUGGAGAGGUGGAGUGGGAUGCUUUUUCCAUUCCUGAACUUCAGAACUUCCUAACAAUCCUGGAAAAAGAGGAACAGGACAAAAUCCAACAAGUGCAAAAGAAGUACAACAAAUUCCGACAGAAACUGGAAGAGGCAAUAAGAGAGUCCCAGGGGAAGCCUGGGUAACCAACUUGCCUCCUCUCCUCCUAAUGCCCUCAGAUUUAUUUUUAUUGUUAAUUAUUUUGCAACAGACACUUUUUCUCAAGACACCUCUGGUUGAGUGUACUUGUGCCUGCCCUGCAGUUACAAAGUCUCUUCCACAGAAAAGUCUCUGUGCAGAGAUUGACUCCUGCCCAUCUAUCAUGCCAUGCCCUCAACAGAUUAUGCCAGGGAUCAGAAAUCAUGUGAAAUGAACAGUGUUUUCCCCUCUCAAUCUGCAAGCCCUUCACAAACCAAAUAGUUGCCUCUCUGGUCACCAAACUGGAAUCGAUCACACCAGCUGGCAAAGAAGGGAAAAAAGGUUUAAGAGCUCUUCAUUUUCUGACUUUUAAUUCUUCAGUUUCUCUUCUUUGUCCUUUACAGCACCUUUAUUUAUGGGUCCUUGAAAGCAGGAGAUGCUCAUGAAAGGACUGCCCUCUCUUGCUAAGGUACCUGCUGUUCACCAGUCUCACAGAGGUCAACAGCCUAUCCAGGCCCUGCCUCUUAUCACCCAAGGGCUGUUGCACAUGCAAUACCUUCAUUUGUGGGUUAUUGUCACAUCACUGUCAACAGCUGUUUUGUUUAAAUUUUUGUUAAAUUUUAAAUUUAAUAUUGCUGUCACCCUUAUGGAUUUUUACCAAAAGGAAACCAGCUAGUUAACAUUUUUAGUUUCCUACUGAGCCUUCAAAGGUGUUACAGAGAAGUGCAUCCAAGCUGUCUACAGCCUUUCCCCAAAUAGAGAGCAGUGGGCCUGGGCUGCUUGGCCUCAACUCUGUCUCCCUCUUCCCACUGGGGCUUUAGGAUCUACAGCAGUUGCCUAUGGCCUUGAUUAAGGAGGUGGGGCCCUCCAACUCAGCCAACUUGGAGUCCUUUGUGUGGUGAAGCUUAUCAGCUUGCAGCACAACAUUCAGCGAACACAGAGGCCUGGCCUUCCUGGUGACUUCAGUGCCUUUUUGUUUUGAGAGCGAGAACAGGGCACUUUUGCUUGAAGCUGUCCUGUUGACUUGCUCCUAGCAAGAAGUGGAUAAUGGUGGUAUAAGAGACAAGACCAGAGGAGUCUUCAAUCAAAUUAUAGGGUGACAAUCAUACAUCUCUUUUUCAUCUAGGUUCCUGGGCUCUGACUUCCAAGAUACAGUGUUAGGCCACAUGAAAAGGGAGUAUCAGAUUAUGACUCUGAACCUUUAUACUGGGGUUCCUUGUUCAGGUUCAAACUUAAAUUAGCCAGACAAUGUCAACAGGACUUCAAAGACAAUGCAGAGGGAGGAAAACUUGUCCCUUUCAAAACAGGGCUGGUGUUCCAAUCUAGCCUUGAGGAAAGUCCACUUCCUUGCUGCCCUGCCUUUCCAGGUCCCUCAGGAUGUUUUGAAUCCAAGUUGCUCCACGUGGCCUCAAAGGUUUUCUCCCCAACCCAGGCUGAGUCUACACUGCUUCUAUCCUGAGGAAGGUGACUCCUUGUCAUUCAAAUCUGCAACCUCUUCAGAGCUGCAAGUGACAUGCGUUAGCAACUCUAAGGCCAUGUAUACCAUAAAACCCCUUAUCACUUCCCUCCUAUAACAAGCCCCUCUUUCUGCUGUGUAUUACAGAAACAGUUGGGAAAUCAUCUCCCUUCAUCCUGCAUGUCUGCAGCAUUAGGAGAAGGCAUGACUCCUGCUGCAACACUGUGAAUGCUGCUGAGAACCUCCCUCAUGGCUUUUAUUUUUUGAGAAGAAAAAAAAUGUCAUAUAUAUACACACACACACACAUAUAUGUAUAUAUACAUAGAAGCAUAUAACUAUAUAUAAAGAAGGGUGUUUAUGAAUUCAGAAAAUUAUGGUAAAAUUCAGGCUUUAAAGCACAGUUAGACCCAGGAUCUAUACUGAAGUUGGCCUCUGGAAAGUAUGUGUAGACUCCCUUCCAUCCCAGAGGUGGGUGUAACUGCUGGUAGUGCCUUCUAUGUUGUACUUCUAUGCGUGUUUGUUUUGAAGAUAUUUUCUUUCUAAAUGUUUCUUAUAUGAGUUUUUAAAAAAAGUAAUAAAAGGUUAUUGUAAAAAUGA